CUCCCUGGCCUAUUCGGCUACUCAGCACCAAGAACAGACGGGUAAGCCACCUUUAUAUAAAGGAACCCACCACCAGCAUCAGCUUUGGUUUCUUCUCCUUGUACAUUCCCAUUGCAACGCAUUCUCGAGCACAGCCUUCUAUCUUUCCCUUCCUCUCCCCCACUCCGUCCUCCACAGCUUUGAGAUGGCUCAGAAGGUGGUACUGAGGGUUCCAACCAUGACUGAUGACAAGAUCAAGCAGAAGGCAAUUGAAGCUGUUGCGGACAUUUACGGUAUUGACUCCAUAGCAGCGGAUCUGAAGGAGAACAAGAUGACCAUCAUAGGAGACAUGGAUGCUGUGGCAAUUGCCAAGAAGUUAAAGAAGAUUGGGAAAAUUGACAUUGUAUCUGUUGGACCUGCAAAAGAAGAAAAGAAGGAAGAAAAGAAGGAAGAAAAGAAGGAAGAAAAGAAAGAGGAGAAAAAAGAGGAAAAGAAAGAAGAGAAGAAAGAGGAGAAGAAAGAAGAGAAGAAAUGAAAAAACUAUAAAGCAUAUAAUAUCAUUGUGUGACCUCUCUUAUCUGCAGUUGCAAUAGCUUUGAGCCUUUGACUUUGCACUGAUGUUUCUAUGUGAAGUUACUAUGCAAUAUUUAUACUACAGAGAGAUUAGUUAAAAAUAAAAGCACAAUUUGUGCA
Messenger RNA from Setaria italica (foxtail millet), 672 nucleotides. RefSeq names its product heavy metal-associated isoprenylated plant protein 39. The transcript has 3 exons. NCBI's taxonomy places the organism in Eukaryota, Viridiplantae, Streptophyta, Magnoliopsida, Poales, Poaceae. The record is from RefSeq and is a predicted model, not a curated record. Gene Ontology annotation, molecular function: metal ion binding. Bases 185 to 514 code for a protein of 109 amino acids.